This is a messenger RNA of Oncorhynchus kisutch (coho salmon), 1977 nucleotides long. RefSeq names its product secretory phospholipase A2 receptor-like. The record is from RefSeq and is a predicted model, not a curated record. Lineage: Eukaryota; Metazoa; Chordata; Actinopteri; Salmoniformes; Salmonidae. Bases 154 to 1182 code for a protein of 342 amino acids. The transcript has 6 exons.
CUGGAGAGAGCAAGAUAGACAGAGCGAGACAGACUUUCCUACAAACAACUGAUGUAAUUGGUACCUUUUGAAAUCUCUUGGAACACAACUCUAAACUGAGUGUAGGAGUCUCUGAUCACAUCUUUAGCCAUAUUUCCUUUGAAUUUCACACUGAUGGAAACUUCUUUGUACCUCACCCUCCUAAUCUCAGGAUUCUACACACCUUCCUCAUGUCUUCAUCAGUAUCACCUCAUUACCAACGAUAUGACCUGGACUGAUGCCCAGAGUUAUUGCAGAGAGACUUACACUGAUCUGGCUACAGUAGAUGACAUGGAGGACCAGAACAGGCUGAUGACCAGUGUCAGUGUUCAUGAUUCGUUCUGGAUCGGACUGAAGAAGGGAGACUCCAUGAAGUGGAACUGGUCUCUGGCAGACAGACGUUUCUACAGAGAGGGGGAGACGGAGUUCAGAAACUGGGACACUGGGACGCCCCAAAAUGGUAACUGUGCUUUAAUGACUACAGCUGGGUUGUGGAACAACGCCUCCUGUGAUGACCAGCAUCACUUCAUCUGUUAUGAUGGAAAACAAGUCACCAACCUAACAUACGUCUUAAUUCAGGAGAACAAGACCUGGAUAUAUGCUCAGAGUUACUGCAGACAGCAUCACACAGACCUGGUCAGUGUGAGGAACCAGACUGAGAACACAGAGAUAGAGAAGAAGAUAUCACUGACGGGACUUCCUGUGUGGAUCGGCCUGUUUCAAGACUCCUGGAGAUGGUCAGACCAGAAUGACUCCUCAUUCAGAAACUGGUGGCCAGGAUGGUUCAGAACAGAUCAGGGAUACAGUUGCAUGACGGUGUCUUCUUAUCCCUCUUCUUCUUAUUAUUCUAAAUGGAUAAAUACGCCCUGUGAAAACCACUAUCCUUUCAUCUGCUAUGAGGCUCUUCAACUGAAGAGACAGGUGGUGAGAGUGAAGAUGACACAAAGGGAUCAACAUCUGAACCUCAGAGAUCCUGCUGUUCAAGACGCCAUCGUACAAGAUAUAAGGAACAAGCUGAAGGAGCAGGGGUUACCUGCAGACACCAAAGUGACAUGGAAAAAGCAGCCUGAUGGGAAGGUCUUCCACAAGGAGGAAGAGGGGUCUCCCAAGAAAGAAGAGGAGGAGAAGAAGAUGAAGAGGAUGAUGACAAAGAGAGAACUCUAAUUAUGUUAAAUGUUCUCCUUACAUUUCUAUUUUUAUUUACAUGAAUUAUCUGUACUGGUCCAGAUUGUCUCAGUUUAACUGAAACAGGUCUUUAUCUGAGAUACAGUUCAUUGUUUUAUCAUACAGAAUAUUGCUUUAUCAUAUAUUAAUUUUGUUUUACAAUAGUAUGUGAUCUUAAGUUACAAAUCUUUAACAUUGUUCAUUGUUUGAAUCUCUUUUGUUAGUUUAUAUAUUAGAACCUAGUUUCAACUGUAGACUUGAUGGUUCAUUUGGAAUAUUAAUAAACAACAUGGUGAGAGAUGCUCUUUCUCCUCAGUCAUUAUAGACAGUAUUCAGACUUGAGAUCUGAUCACUGGAAUUGCUGUGCAUUGACAUCAAUGAAUGAUUCAGGUGAAAGUCCCAUUUGCAAGCACAUGGAUCUCAUGUCAGAUUACCAUCGUAACAGCUCUGUAUUUCUUUACUGGAAAUUCAUUUAGAUUUAAAGAAAUCAUCUGUCAUUCAUCUACAAGGUUUUAUUUUAAUCAAAAUGUUCAUUUUUAUGACCCAGUAAAAAAUAUCUCUCUUAGUGAAUCCUUGCAUGUAAACACAGUCGCUAAGAGGUGUACAAGUGCCAUUGCAACGGUGGUCAUCACACCACAGCAAUGCUUCCAUGGAAGGCUACUUUGUUUCUUGUUUGCCUAUGCUAAACAACUGUUCACUGACAUGUGCUUUAAUGACGCACGUAGCCUACCGUAGCAUUGGCCUGUGGUUCUUUAUUGAGCCUUGUCGUUGUUAUUUUUGACAAUAAAUUGUGGU